Molecule: messenger RNA, 2890 nt
Organism: Manis pentadactyla (Chinese pangolin)
Lineage: Eukaryota; Metazoa; Chordata; Mammalia; Pholidota; Manidae
Gene: SNAPC1
Product: small nuclear RNA activating complex polypeptide 1
Exons: 10
Coding region: 84-1211 (375 amino acids)
Biological process (GO): snRNA transcription by RNA polymerase II; snRNA transcription by RNA polymerase III
Cellular component (GO): snRNA-activating protein complex
Molecular function (GO): sequence-specific DNA binding
Source: RefSeq, a predicted model, not a curated record
ACGUCGUACGGGGCGGGGCGUCAAGUCUGGUUUCCUCGGCUACCGCCGUCGGCGUGACGUUUGGUGUGCGCGGCUCUGCAGCCAUGGGGGCUCCGCCUGGCCUGCAGACGGACUGCGAGGCGUUACUCAGCCGUUUCCAGGAGACGGACAGCGUGCGGUUCGAGGACUUUACGGAGCUAUGGAGGAGCAUGAAGUUCGGGACCAUCUUCUGUGGUAGAAUGAGAAAUUUAGAAAAGAACAUGUUUACAAAAGAAGCUUUAGCUUUGGCUUGGAGAUAUUUUUUACCUCCUUACACCUUCCAGAUCAGAGUUGGUGCUUUGUAUCUGCUGUAUGGGUUAUAUAACACCCAAUUGUGUCAACCAAAACAAAAGAUUAGAGUUGCCCUGAAGGAUUGGGAUGAAGUUUUAAAAUUUCAGCAAGAUUUGAUAAAUGCACAACAUUUUGAUGCAGCUUAUAUUUUUAGGAAGCUACGAAUAGAUAAUGCAUUUUACUUUACAGCGAUGCCCAAAUUGCUGUCAUAUAGAAUGAAGAAAAAAGUUCAACGAGCUGAAGUUACAGAAGAAUUUAAGGACCCGAAUGAUCGUGUAAUGAAACUUAUCACUUCUGAUGUAUUAGAGGAAAUGCUGAAUGUUCAUGAUCAUUAUCAGAACAUGAAACAUACAAUUUCUGCUGAUAAAUCCAAUCCAGACAAAGCCCUCAGCUUGAUAAAGGAUGAUUUUUUUGACAAUAUUAAGAACAUAGUUUUGGAGCAUCAGCAGUGGCACAAAGACAGAAAGGAUCCAUCCUUAAAAUCUAAAGUCAAAGAUGGAGAAGAAAAGAGGGAAGGAAAUUCACAAGAAUCAGAGAGAUGUGAAAGGGCAGAAUCAUUAGCAAAAAUAAAAUCAAGAGCAUUUUCAAUUGUUGCUCAGGCAUCUAAGUCAAGAAGGCAUCGUCAAGUCAAACUUGACUCUUCUGAUUCUGAUUCUGCAUCUGGCCAAGGACAGAUCAAAGCAAGUAGAAAAAAAAGAAACAAAGAAACAUUGAAAUCAGCAGGAAGGAAGAUGUCUUCCAGAAACAGAGAUGACAAGCAGAAUGUACAUAAGAAAGAUAAAAAUUUAAAUCUGAGUAUGCCUGUAAUUACAGAAGAGGAAGAGGAGAAUGAAAGUUUUAAUGAAACAGAGUUCACUGCACCCAAGAGGAAAAGAAAAUGCAGAAUAAAGAGCCUGGUGUAGAGCUUUCAUUUUGAGCUUUCUGACAGAAGAAAAGAUUUACAUGUUGUGUGCUGAAAAGGAAGACUGCCUGUGUUAAAAAUAAUUCAUCUAGGCAACUGUAGGUUAUUUCUUUGAAAUAGCAAUACUUUAACAUAGUUCUAGAAUAAAAGUACAAACAAUGAGAGUAAGAAUAUACUCCAAAAUUUAAUUGUAACAUUUUCUUUUAGGAAAUCCACAUAAAUGGAGAUAAAAUUUGAUUUAGAAUGUAAUAGAAAUAAUACUAUUUUCAGAUUAUUACUAUUUCCUAAAAGGUUUUGUUAUACUAUUACUGCAGUUCUGAUAUUAAUUAUUCUAUUUAAAAUAUUUUUUCUUGAAAUAUUAAUGCUUAUUACAUGUAAAUGACAAAUCAUUUUUUAUCUACAGUCUGGUGAUAGAUAUUGUGUGGUUAAGUGCAAUGACGUUUUUGCCUUGUUUGCUUUACCUUUUAAUAUAUGAAACUUACAUGGUUAGUAACUUAUGUGAUUAGUAACUUAGGAAGCUCAGUUUCUACUUACACCAUGAAUUAAAUACUCUUUGGUGCUUGUUUUAAAGCUCCCUUUGGUCUAACAUUUAUGUAUGUAUACAUGUAUGUAUAUAGGUACAGCAAUGCAUGUGUCCACAUAUACAUACAUCUUUCAUGAUUAGUCAAUACAUUAAGUACACUUAAAUAUUGAAGUCCUGCUGUGUCACCUUUUCUGCACAGGUUCAUUUCAGUUUUCACUAUUUCAAACAGUGCUGUGAUGUGACCUUUGUGCAUAUUGUUUAGCUCACUUAGGUUGAUUAAAUUGUAUAAAUUUACACAUGAAUAGGUUUGUCAAAUAGUAUGUUCAUGUGAAAUUUUGUUAAUCAUUGUCAAAUUGGACUCCAAUAGAUCACCAGUCUACAUUCCUAUUAACAGUUUUUGUGAGGGACUCUAUACCUCCAUUAUACUGGUUAUCAGUCUUUGUAACUGUUGUCAAUUGAAUACCACCUGAAUCUUAGCAGAAAAUGUAGGUAGAUGAAAGUAACAGAGUUGUACUCAGCAGAUGUGAGUUGCUAUGUCGUUGUAUUUGACAGUUGCAGUGCUUUAGCUGAAUAGAAAGUUUUUUGUGAAUAUAUUAUGAAUAUAAGGUGGGAAUCACUUGAUAGAGUUGUUUUAAACGUGAAGAUGAAGCUUAUUGAAUAAAGUUCAAAUAGAAAUGUUUGUGUUUAUAGUGGAUUUUCAGAAUUAAAAUGUAUUGAAAUACUAGCUCCUUAUUAAAUUAAGCCAUUUGUAUUGUCAACUUGAUUAUAACAAAUAGCUGCAUCAAGUCGUAAAUACAUGAUUGUAAUGUUAAAUGUUUACCAAGUUAAUGUUUUGUGAUGAAAGAGGGAAUGUGCAGUGUUCAUAACCACAAUGUGUAUUUUGAAACCAUACCACUUUACUUUCAGAAAUUUUAAUAUAGAAAGUAAUGUUCAGAGUUGAAAAUUGGAAUUAUAGUAGUUUUAAUGUUAUAUACCAUGUUUAUAUGAAGUCUGAAUAAACAAACCAUGAAUAAGAGAAGUGGAACAUAAAAAGGAGGUGAUUAGGGGAAUAUUUUUCACUUUAAAAUGAAGUGAAAAUAUUUUAUAAUUUAUAAUUUUAUAAUUACAUAUUUUUAUAUAUAACUUAUUUCUUACAAUAAAAUUACCCUGGAAAUGUG